UCAUAGACGAUUUAAACAUGAAAGGGUGAAACCCAUUCAAACAAGAAAUUCUCAAAACUUAAUUUUCUCUCGUACAAAACAUUCUCUCAACACCUGCUGUCGUAAGUAAAUAGAUCACACCGCCAGGCGCCGAGAGACGGAGAGAGAGGGAGAGAAAUCCUGCGUACAAAACAAGAACAGAGUGACGAAACAGCCAGCGGCGAAGCGAAGGUUCAAUAGAGCGAAAUUUCAGUGUUGUGAUCGUAAGGAGAAAUCACCGAAAAAUACAAAAAGAUGCGUAGCUGCGGUUUGGCUUUAUCAGGCACCGAUUCACGUUGCUAUUUACCGGCGAUGCCUCCCACUUUCUCUCCAAGAAGAGCCUCUCCGCCGGACGGAACUUCGCAGGUUUUGUUCCCUAAAUCGGCACGGCAUCCUUCUGCUUGCGUCAGAGUAAAGGCCACUGUCGUCAACGAAGCGGUAGUCUCCGACGACGUCGAGAUGAGCUUCUACGAGGUUUUAGGAGUACCGGAGUCGGGGUCGAUGGUGGAGAUUAAGCAGGCCUACAAGCAGAUGGCUCUGAAAUAUCAUCCGGACGUUUCACCGCGGGACCGGAUCGAAGAGUAUACUAGGAAGUUCAUCAAGGUUCAGGAGGCGUAUGAGACGUUGUCCGAUCCUAGUAUGAGAGCUUUGUAUGACAGUGACAUGGCGAUAGGUCUUCAUCUUGCUUUUUCUGCUCGAAGACGCGGCUACAACCAUGAGGAAAUGGAAGAGAAAAGUGGGUGGAAGAACCGUUGGAAGGAUCAGCUAUCAGGAUUGAAGAAAAGAAGCAUGAACAAAGAUUCAAGAGCAAGCAUGUCGUGGGGAGCUCGGAUGCGCAGGCAAAGGGACAAGCUUCAUGAAGACGAUGCAUAAUUUGGUUCUUCCCCUGCUCUAAACUUUCAACCUUCCUGCACAUAACUAAUAUUAUAUACAAUAGCUAGAUACAAGACCUUAGCUUACUGAUUACUAGAACUUCUACUUCCUCUAUGAAACUCAAAUAGCUUAGAGUCUGCAUAUUGGGAAGUUGUUCCACAAGGAAUGUAAAUCACUAGAAAAUUAGUAUUGAAUGUAUAUAUGGUAAGUAUACUCUAUCAAUGUUUACUUCACCUUUCCUGUUUGGUCCUGGUAGAUUACAGUUUGGUUUCUGAAUAUGUACAUUACUUUUCUUAAA
This is a messenger RNA of Benincasa hispida (wax gourd), 1189 nucleotides long. Its product is annotated as chaperone protein dnaJ 20, chloroplastic-like. The record is from RefSeq and is a predicted model, not a curated record. NCBI's taxonomy places the organism in Eukaryota, Viridiplantae, Streptophyta, Magnoliopsida, Cucurbitales, Cucurbitaceae. Gene Ontology annotation, cellular component: chloroplast.